CCUAAAUUCAACCACACGUAAUUACAAAACUCUUUAUAUAAUCUCCUAAAUUCACUGCCAUUCUUACUUAACCGAAUUUGCCAAACCAUAUUUUCAACUCUUUCUUUCACGCAUAACAGUAAAACACAGAAGAAAUAUCACAGAGCAUUUAAGUUUCUGAUUUCUGAGAUGGAGAGGAGUUUAGCAGAAAAUGGUUCAUCUGGAACGUAUGGAAGCAGUGAAGAGGAGAUGUCAAUAACGAAAGGUCCAUGGACAGAGGAAGAAGAUUCAGUUCUCUUCGAUUACAUCACAGUUCACGGUGAAGGCCACUGGAACUCUGUCGCUCGCUACACAGGUCUCAAACGAACGGGAAAAAGCUGCAGACUGAGAUGGUUGAACUACUUGCGUCCCAACGUUCGACGCGGGAACAUAACGCUCCAAGAACAGCUCAUGAUUCUUGACCUCCAUUCCCGAUGGGGCAACAGGUACUAUACAUCAUCAUCAUUAUAUCAUCGCUUGAACGUGGUAAUUAUAAAAUUCAGAGUUAAACCAACUUUUCAUGUGUAUGACAUAGAACACGUUGAAGUGAUGUUGUGGUAUUUGUUUAGGUGGUCGAAAAUAGCUGAACAUUUACCGGGGAGAACAGACAACGAGAUUAAGAACUACUGGAGAACUAGAGUGGUAAAGCAGGCUAAGCAACUGAAAUGUGACGUGAACAGCAAACAAUUCAGAGACACGUUGCGUUUUGUGUGGAUGCCACGUAUGCUAGAACGGAUUCAGGCUCAGGCCUCAUCAUCGGCCCAAGCCCAAACCACCUUAGUGUCCAACGUUCAAGCCCACAGCGACCCUUGUGGUGGAGCCACCGCCACCGCCACUGCCUCGGCCAGUGACGCGGGUUUUCUGUCAGAGGCCUCAUCGGCGGUUGAUGUCCACGCCCACUCUCUCUCUGACUCCGGCGCGUCUUAUAGUUUAAUGGGUGGUGGAAGUUGGUGUUCGCAUGGUGCAGAAGAAGGUUAUGGCAGGGUAUGGGAAGAGAGAAACAAUGGGUACUCGGAGAUAGCAGGAAGUGGUUUUGGUGGUGUUGACAUGUGGACGGAGGAGAAUAUUUGCUUCUUGCAGCAGCAGCUCGCUGAUGACUUCUGACGCAUUUACAGUUUACAGUUUAACAUCGUCUUCCAUUGCUUACGUCACCUUGUCGCCCUAAGAUGAAAGAAUUGCAAAGCUUCUCAGAAACAUAAUUCAUAAACUGUAACAAGCGUGAAACAUGUUUUUUCAAGUUAGUUUAUUCUAAUUAAAAAUAAAUAAUAACAAUUAGAAUAAGUUUUAAAAUAAAUAAUAACACAUUG
Molecule: messenger RNA, 1325 nt
Organism: Vigna radiata var. radiata (mung bean)
Lineage: Eukaryota; Viridiplantae; Streptophyta; Magnoliopsida; Fabales; Fabaceae
Product: transcription factor MYB108
Exons: 2
Coding region: 169-1122 (317 amino acids)
Biological process (GO): regulation of DNA-templated transcription
Cellular component (GO): nucleus
Molecular function (GO): sequence-specific DNA binding; DNA-binding transcription factor activity
Source: RefSeq, a predicted model, not a curated record